Molecule: messenger RNA, 4348 nt
Organism: Brienomyrus brachyistius
Lineage: Eukaryota; Metazoa; Chordata; Actinopteri; Osteoglossiformes; Mormyridae
Exons: 6
Coding region: 711-1676 (321 amino acids)
Source: RefSeq, a predicted model, not a curated record
UGCCUACUGUAGUAAUAAAAGUAGUUUAAAACAGGUGUUUCGUAAAUAAUGCGUGCAAUCUUAAUUAUAUAGAAGUUCACAUAAUUCAGGGUUGACUUGCAUCGUUAUUUGGUCGUUUAAAGAAUUUAAGUCAGACGUAAAAGGUGAUUAUGAAAUAAACUGUAACAAUUUCCUGGAAACAAGGUAUUUGUUCGCCGCUUGUCUUGGGCGUUUGAAAUACAAUGUUACAGGAUGAUGCCAAUGAAAGAAGAUUUUUAAAGGGUUUAUUGUGAGUCUUUUGGGUUUGUUCUUGUGCGCUACAACUAUCGCCGUUAGGAGGACCAGUUGCUGUCGCAGUUGAGGCGACGCGGGCGGGGCCAGCCCAAAUAAUGACGGAGGGGGGGGGGGAGCCGAAGACAACAAACCCGGCGGAAUGUAGGCCAGCAUGGUGACCCAAUUCCUGCGCGCAAACACGGCGAGCAAAUGUAGAACACGCCGUUCCCUGGCCGUCGUCGGGACUCGGCGCGGCUCCAAUGAAUUCUCCGCUUUCUCUCUGUGUCAGGGAUGUAUGUUGGGGGGGUGCCGUAUCCCCAGGAAAAAAGUAAAGGGGCGCGUUUGUGCCCCCCCCGCUUGCUUAAUCAUAUUAAAACUGCACGUUUUAUUUUAAUGAUCUAGGUUCGUGAUAAGGGGGCAAUCCCAGGAACUCCAGCGGUGACUGUGACGCAGGACUGAUGGUCUCGCGCAGGAAUACAAGACGUACACAUGAUUUCUUGAAAAUUUUAGAACCAGGAGGUCAGAGGACCAUGGAGAGGUGGAGGUUCGCCACAGAAGAGGCCGGAAGACCUGGGUGUGAGACCGGCCCCGACUCGGAUGCCAGGUCUGUCGAGCAGGCCGGUGCGACAGAGACGGAUCGGCCUAUCAAGGUGAAAAGGGAAGAGCUAAUUAGCGCCCCCUGCAAGGUGCCCCGCUUUCGGUAUGUGGACUUCCCCUCCCUGCACCAGUGCAUCCGGCAGCUUACCGUCCCCCCCCUGGACAGCUGGCUGGCACGGUGCCCCCCGCCACGGGGGCCCACUGGCGCCGCCCCUGUGGCCGCCAAGGAUGGUGUGCCCAACUUCAAGUACGUGGACUACCCCUCACUUCACCACUGCAUCCAGCAGCUCUCUGUGCCGCCCCUAAAGACUUGGAGAUCUGAGGCGGCCCAGCCCCAGGGACACGACGGCGGUACCACAGUAGGUUCUGGUGCAGUGAAGCGGGACUGGGAUGGGCAGGCCAAAUCCAACACACGGAGCAGCUGCCCCGCCCGAGACACAGGGGUCUCGGAUGUUUCACCUCCCCACCAGCGUCAGGUUGACCCACCCAAAGCCUGGCCACUGUUGGGCUCAGACAGGCGGUGCACCCAGAAGGAGGCGGCGGAGCUACCCGCCGGAUCUUUAGAUCUCAAACCGAGACCUCCUUGCUUGACGUCUAGCAGAACCGUGGCUGAGGAGAACCAGGAAUCGGGGGUCGACAGCCGCUGUUCAGGUCCAGAGUCCAGCAGAACGCAGGGUGUGGCACAGUCAGAGGGUGGCCCCCGCCCAGAUGAGCUGGUGUGGGGGAUGGUCCCCGAGUGCGUCUGUCCAUUUUGCCAGAAGAUGUUCGCUGGUCCAGAGGAGCUGAAGGUCCAUCAGAGGCAGCACCGAGACAAGAAACUACACUGAUGGCCCAGAUGCCGGAGACACCCUCCCCCCUUCCCCCCAGCCUCACCUGUCGAGGCCUGUGAUUGGCCCACGGUUCACUUGCCCCAGCGAGCUUUGUUGUCCCUGAGGCGGGUGAUUGGCUGGCAAACUACAGGAGUCACGCUCUGGAUGGAAGUGGGUGGGGGGUGGGGGGCAUGCUGUAUUACAUUGAUAGAUACGGCGGACGAACCAUAUAAGUCACAGAGGGGGAAAUCCUAUGACUUCACAUCGAUCAGAGUUGUAGUGAUGAUGCAGUAAUGGAGCAAGCAGCCCUUGACUUGGGAGCAGGAGGCGAGGAGACUGGGGGGGGAGCAUAUUAAUGCCUAGAGAUGGUCCCGGUCUUACAGCGUGGUCCUUAGCGUACCUUCCCGGCGAGACGGAUGGAGCCUCACUGGCCUGCCCUGCUGCAGACCGCUGUCUUCGUCUCUGGCCUUUCAUGCCCAUUCUGGUAGAGUCCAGGUCGUCAGUAGAUGUGAGAAAUAACCUCCGUCUCUGAGCAUAAUAUCUAGCUUUAGGUGCCUCUAUAACCCCAGCUUCUGUUACACUAGAAAGACACUUAAUUUAGGGAAAAUUUAUAUAUAUAUAAUAGGCUAUAGGUUUUGCUAUCUAAUCUUUUUAUGCUUUAUAUAUUUUUUAUAAACGGUAACUCAGUGAUUUUUUUGCUGUUAGGUCUAGACUAACUUUAAAAUCCUUGUAGAUUUUUUUUUUUUUUGUUUGUUUUUGUGUUUAAAGCGUUUUCUGUAAGUGUGCAUUAAAGGACUGCUUCCACAUGCCACAGCUCCACACGCGUGACCUUGGAUAGGUGUCCUGGGACGCCGCAGAGGGCAAACUCGGUCCCCCCGGGGACUUCACACAGUAACGCACAGGGACGUGACGAAAAUGUGGAGUUUUCAUUCUGUGAAGACAUUAACGUUAAAGUAAAUUUAAAUGUACUCCGGUUACGGACCGAGCUUUCUGAAUUACUCCUAAGGGGAAUUUGCCCAGCAAGCGGAGCGUUUUACUUUUGCUUUGAGAACGUCACGAAGUUCGCGGACUGCGAAGCCGGAGUGACCCAGAAAGCCAGUGAACCGAACCCGAACGGAUCACGAAAACGGGUCACGAGGAAACCCGACGCCAGGGAGCCGAAGAAACGGACGACGGGGGCGAUCGGCAGCAGUUAUGGGUGAGACUUAACGUCCAAAAACCCAACGCGGCAGCGAGAACCUACAUUAACUAAAUAAUAUCCCUAACGUUAAUAUAUCCGAAAGAAACGCAAAGCACUCUGGGACUGAGAGGAACGACAAUAGCAAAGACCAGUGCCCCUCAUGCACUGGCAGACUCCAGCCUUGCCUGGACAGCGCAGGGCGCCCCCUGCAGUACGUCCAGUGCUCUGCGGGCGCCAGGUCCCACCGCUUCUGCCGCUCCUGCCUCUGCCCCUGGGCUCCUUCCCGUGAUGCCGCCCCCGAGAGCUGCAGCAACGGCUCCUGCCAGCUAGUGGCCACGCUCCUCAGCUGCGAGACGGUGACGGACACCAAAAGCCGGGUCUUCGGCUGCCCCCUCUUCCGGGCCUGUCCCAAAUGCCACGGCCUGAUCAUGCACGAUUCCGGCUGCAAGUAUGUCGUAUGUCAGCCCUGCGGCCUCAAUUUCUGCUUCAUAUGCCUGCAGGACAGCCGACAGUGCAGGAAGAAAAGAGAACUCUACUGGUCGACAGAAUGCAAUAAACCCCGGGCAGCCAGGCAGACGUUUGUCACAGGGAGUCACUAAUGCACGUGGACGUCGGCUUCCAUCCUUUUCUGUCAUGGCAGGGUAGAAAAAGAGAGAGCAAAGAACAGCUUCCAGUACUACAACAUUUAAAUUAGGCAGAUAAUUUGCGUAACGAGCUGCAAGGCCUCAAAAGCUCAUUGCUGCCACCUGGAGGCAAAAGACACCUUGAAAAAAAUGACACAAUAUCAGUCAUCGCUUCUUUGAUAUUAUUCUUUAAAACACUUUAAAUCAUAUUCUAAAAACAAUACUAUACUACAGUAAAAGGAAUUGUUUGAUUUACAUUGCAAUAUCUGAAAAAAAAAAUAAUUUUGGAUGCCAAUUUUUGUUUUAAUCAUCUAUGAUAGGAAUCAUAAGGAUUGAGGUUAAUUAGGACAAGGGGUCUUGUCAAAAUGAACACUAAUUUACAAAUGAGCAGCUUGGGGGUCCAUUCUGAAAAGUGGUCUGCAAUACUGACCAAGACUAUUGAAGUUCACUGUUGGCAGACAGCCUUUGCAACAGCUGGAACAUCUCAGACAUCAAAUCCAUCAGUCCGUCAUCAACAACGCAGCUUCGGUCAAUACAGGACGCCUGAACUGUCUCUGUGCCGUAGGAGUACACCAGAGAGUUCGCCCUAACCCCAAAUACCUGUGUAUUUAACUGCAUGUCAUACGAAAAGUUAAGUCUCCUCUUCCAAGCCAUCUCAACAGUUGUAAAUGCAUAACCAGGUUUUGUCAGCAGGAGGCGACCACACUGGGGUACAGGAGCACCAGUCUUCAGCUACAGAGUUUUCCUCAUUCCACCUAAAGCCAUUCUUCAGCUCAGUGCUGUACUUGUGUUUCAUUUGAUAGGCAAAGCCUGGAAUCUUCAGGCCAGAAAGUAUUGCGGGAGCAUUAUUAUUUGAUUUAUUUCUAAAUAAACAGACUAUCAAUUAA